AUGGCCUCUAAGGUUACAGAUUCAUCACAGGGGAAGGACACAAAAGACAUUGGUGAUGGUUCUGUAACGCCCAUUCUUCAGGAACUACGUAAUAAGGCAGAAGAGCUCAAACAAACACAGUUAAAUCAAAUUAUCGCUAAACACGAAACAUUGGUGAAAGAGCUUUUCUACGUGCAUAAUUUAAGUAAUUCAUCGGAUAACAGUACACCAGGAUUUCUAGAACCUUUUCAAAGCUGGGAGAAAGUAGACCAGGAAAUACUACAAAGAUUUAUGCAAACGCAUAAACUGGAAAACCUAUCACUUAGGACAUCAACAGCACCAUCAACUGAAUCCAAUCAACAACAAACUCUUUCACCUACUGUUUCUGUUCAACCACCAACACCAACUGAACAAAGUUCACAAACGAAAAAACACAAGCGAGUUAUUCCUCCGCCUCCCGAAAGAAUGGUUACGCGUGCUGCUAGCGGUGCAAUAUGUCCAAAGAGUGUCGAUGAGAUUCUUAAAGAUGCCGAGCGUAAUGGCUUCCCUCAAACAUCAUCAUCGAUUUCCGCCUCAUCGUCUUCAACAAUAUCAUCUCAACCCACAAAGAUUAAAUUAAAUAUUGGAAAUAAGAAACAACAUCCACCGCAACGUAUCACUACUUCUGCUACAAAACAUGGUGACAAUCGAAACAACAAUUUAUCUCGUGCCAGGGGUUAUGAUCGAUCCGCGAUGCUUUCAAAUUUUCAAAAUCAGCCAAUCUAUAAAGCUUUUCAAAUACCAAAUAAAGUGCUAACAAGCGAAGAUUGGAGGGUUGUAAGAGAUGAGAUUAAGAAUGUCAGAGUUACAGAAAGAAUUGAACAGUUGAAAGCCGCAAAUCAAUGGAGUUUUAAACAAGUAGAACAACAUAAAGCACCACCAAGAACAAUGACACAUUGGGAUUAUUUGUUAGCCGAAAUGAAAUGGUUGCAAACUGAUUUUAAAGAAGAAAGAAGGUGGAAAAUAGCAGCCCAUUAUCUUAUGGCUCAAUGGGUUAUGGAAUGGCAUAAUGCAGAAGAUAAAUCGACUGUUUGCGUAAAGCGUCGGAAACCUGCACCAGUUGUGCCAAAAGAAGAAUCUUCAGGGUCGAUGAAUAUUGAUACCGAUAAUGUUUUGGAUGAUGAAUUGAGAGAGGUUAAAAUGGAAUUAACAGAGCUAAAGACAGAAGAGAUAGAAGAAGAAAUGAGCAUCAAGGAUAACUUGGAUGAGAAUCGAUGGCAACAAAAUGCUCAUAUAUCAAAUGACGAAAUAAUGAUUGAUAUUGAAUCAGUUGAUGAUGAAACAUCAUCAUCAACAUCAAUUCGACCCCAAAACGAUCAGAUUAUUAAUAAUAAUCAAUCAGCGACAACAACAAAUAAUAUAACGAAAAAAACGAGACAUUGCUUCUUUUCUUUACCCGCCAAUCAAAUCAAUUUCCUUGUACCAGACAGUCAAACAUUCGAUCUAGAAACAAUACUCCCCGAAUGUAAUAUUUAUGGAGGAAUAACUUCAUCGAGUGAUAAAGAUAUCUAUGUUGAUGAAGCUGAAUAUGCUCAAAUAGUACCUAUAUCGAAAACAGUGGUGCGUCGUAUGAAAGGAUAUAAUAAUAGAAAAUCGACGAUACAGUGGAGAAAUUCAAUAUAUGAAUCUUCGAAGCGUAUAAAAACAAAAUCAAAGAGUGAUGAUCUUGAUGAUCAGGCUUUAAUAAGUCCAAUAUUUUCUAAGCCAAAUGAAAAACGUGUUACCGGAUUUACGGUUUCUGAACCACCUCAGAUUUCUACAACUCCCACCCAAGGCUGGUCAGCUGAGGAUGAUGAUUUAUUAUUGUCAUUAGCAAAAGAAUACCAGUGUAAUUGGAACCUUAUCGCAGAAGUAAUAAACCUGUCACGUUCUUCGAUAACUGGAUGUAUACGGAAUCCGUACGAAUGUCAUCAACGAUGGCUACAGAAAGAAGAUACCAGUGGAUUUAUAAUUCAAGGUGUCACGAAAACUUCAGACGACGAAGAUGAAAUAGCAUUAGGCCUCGUUACUUCUAUGGAUGGAAUCACCAUGAACGGAGGAAGUAGUAGCUCAACUUCUUUAGCUUUAAAAAUAAAAAAGGAUCAAUGGAAAAAAGCACCGAGAUUUGAUCCAAUAAAGAAUAACAAACGACAUUCAAGUAUUCAUGAAGCGAUAAAAAAGGCAGCAAAGAAAAGAACAGAAGAGGCACAAAAACGACGCAAGGUUCCUUCACCAUUGGAAUUAAGUCGAAGGAAAUGUGAACAAGAAAGACAAGCGCAUCAAAACAUUUUGGAAGCGCGUCAAGCGGCAUCUCUUGCUAUGCAAGGACAUCAUGUAAGGCAACAAAUGAUUGCUAGACCACAACAGCCACAGGGUGUCCAUAUGGUGCAUCAAAUACCACAAGUUCCUGGUAGACCUCAACAAGUACCUAAUCCUAUGCAGGUAUAUUUAUUGCAACAGCAAAGAGCUGCUGCACAACGUGUUCAACAGCAAUUUCCACAGAUGACUCCACAGGCAAUGGUCCAAGCAGUGCAAGCCCAAGUACAAGCG
Molecule: messenger RNA, 2547 nt
Organism: Ambispora gerdemannii
Lineage: Eukaryota; Fungi; Glomeromycota; Glomeromycetes; Archaeosporales; Ambisporaceae
Source: the annotation of a GenBank genome assembly